GCCAUGUCUUCAGGUUCCUCCUCGUCGACCCCGACAACCCGCUCGCGCACCCUUCUAUUCAUCUCAUACCGUGACUCCCGUGCCAGCUCUUCGCGCUUUCGCCGCUCCCGUGUUAUUGCAAACUACGAUGACGGCCUCAAUGACGGCGACGAGCAGGAGCACCUCAUCAGCCAUGACGCGGGACACGUAUCCAUAGACGCACAGCUGCCGCCCAAGUGGGUCGACAUCGCGGACCAGGUGGAAGAGAUACUCGCGACCACACAGGCUAAAAUCACCGCGCUCGACAGACUCCAUGCAAAACAUGUUUUACCCGGGUUCUCGGACCGGUCUGCAGAGGAGAGAGAGAUUGAAGCCGCGACAACCGAAAUUACCAAAGACUUUCGCCGAUGCCAUGUUCUUAUUCAGCGCGUAGGUGCUGAACCAGAGCACGCAUUCCCUCCUGCCGCAUCCGGGCGGUCACACCAUCAAGCGUUGGCAGCGAAGAACGUGCAGCGCGGCCUUGCGGCGAAGGUGCAGGAGCUAAGUGCGACCUUCCGGAAGAAACAGAGGGUGUACAUGGAAAAGCUACAAGGUCAUGCGAUAAAGAACCAGGAUCUGCUCAUCGCAUCGGGCACAAUGUCAUCGAAGGGCUGGGAUGGCCUGUCUGCAGUCGACGAGGACGUUGAAGCCGCCGCUGCCUCGCGCAAUCGCGCCGCCCUGGCGCAGGACAUGAUGAUAGCCGAUGUGGAUCUGCGACAACGCAACCACGAGCUGACGCAGAUCGCGCAGUCGAUCGCGUCGCUGGCAGAGCUAUUUAAGGACCUGUCUGUGAUGGUGAUUGACCAGGGCACGCUGCUGGACAGCGUCGAGUACAACAUUGAGCAGACGGCCGUGCAGAUGGAGGAGGCCGUCCGGGAGUUGAACACCGCCACGAGGUACCAGAAGAGCACCGGGCGAAGGAAGUGCAUCUUCCUGCUUGUGCUCAUCAUCUUCGGGCUUAUCAUCACGCUCAUCUUCAAGCCGCGACGGCAUGCCUCAUCGGUGCCAUCGCCUGCACCAUCAGCACAUCCAGACGGGGCGGCCGUCACGAGCAUCCUUAUACCGACCGCCGGUGCGGAGAUGGGGAGGACGGCGCGGCGGCUGUUCAGGCGGCGUCCCGACCGAUGAUGAUACCCGGAGGAUCUGCGCGCCCUUACUUCACUAUUACCUGGUCUAAUCUGGCAGCGUCGUGCCUUGCUUACCUACUCGGAAACCUACUUGUCAUCUUUGGAUUCUAAUGCAGACUUGGAAAGCACGGGCGACCGUGUGCUUAAUCGUG
Messenger RNA from Postia placenta MAD-698-R-SB12, 1297 nucleotides. RefSeq lists its product as hypothetical. Gene Ontology annotation, molecular function: SNARE binding; SNAP receptor activity. Gene Ontology annotation, biological process: vesicle fusion; intracellular protein transport; vesicle-mediated transport. Gene Ontology annotation, cellular component: membrane; endomembrane system; SNARE complex. The transcript is spliced from 7 exons. The record is from RefSeq and is a predicted model, not a curated record. The coding region runs from base 4 to 1146 and encodes 380 amino acids. NCBI's taxonomy places the organism in Eukaryota, Fungi, Basidiomycota, Agaricomycetes, Polyporales, Adustoporiaceae.